AGACAUUCCACCACCCUGACAAACCCCAUGGUGGCCAAGAUUGGGCUGGCCGUGGUGCUGCGUGGUUGCAUGCUCGUAAUGCCCUAUGUCUUGCUGGCAAGGCGGUGGCCAUAUUGCCGAACCAACGUAAUCCCCCACACGUACUGUGAACAUAUGGCUGUCGUGAAGCUCGCCUGCACCGACAUCCGCAUCAGUAGUUAUUAUGGUCUCUCUGUGGCAAUCUGGGUGACCGGUCUGGAUAUGAUUUUUAUUGCCAUAUCCUAUAUCCAGAUCCUCAGGGCCAUCCUCAGCCUCCCCACAAAGGACGCCCAGGUCAAGACUUUUGGGACCUGCAGCGCCCACCUCUGUGCCAUCCUAUCCUUUUAUAUCCCAGCUAUCUUCUCCUCCCUCACUUAUCGUUUUGGCCACCAUGUGGCACUCCAGUUCCAUGUUCUCAUUGCCAAUGUGUAUCUCCUGGUGCCCCCCAUGCUAAACCCCAUCAUCUAUGGGGUGAGGACCAAACAGAUCCGGGACAGGCUGCUCCAGCUCUUUACUCAUAAAGGGAUGAAAUUUUUCUCCUGGUGCACUGCCUCUCAGACCAAGCUCCAUGCAGAGCUGGCUGGUGACAUGGUGCUGAGCCGUCUUCCCUGA
This is a messenger RNA of Chrysemys picta bellii (western painted turtle), 630 nucleotides long. Its product is annotated as olfactory receptor 52R1-like. Gene Ontology annotation, biological process: G protein-coupled receptor signaling pathway. NCBI's taxonomy places the organism in Eukaryota, Metazoa, Chordata, Testudines, Emydidae. Gene Ontology annotation, cellular component: plasma membrane. The record is from RefSeq and is a predicted model, not a curated record. Gene Ontology annotation, molecular function: olfactory receptor activity; G protein-coupled receptor activity.